Malassezia restricta is the source of this 2013-nucleotide messenger RNA. Its product is annotated as NIMA-related kinase 2. Gene Ontology annotation, biological process: protein phosphorylation. The transcript has a single exon. Bases 1 to 2013 code for a protein of 670 amino acids. Lineage: Eukaryota; Fungi; Basidiomycota; Malasseziomycetes; Malasseziales; Malasseziaceae. Gene Ontology annotation, molecular function: protein kinase activity; ATP binding. The record is from RefSeq and is a predicted model, not a curated record.
AUGCGUGCAGUUGCAGCCUCUGGCUCCCGGCCAACUUCAGGUGGUGGCGCAUAUGUACUGGAGGGAUACGAGGCACUAGAUGUGAUCGGAAAUGGCACAUUUGGUUUGAUACGCAAAGUUCGCCGCAAGUCGGACGGCAUGCUGUUUGCUCGCAAGGAGCUCAACUUUGAGCGCAUGAAUGAGCGCGAUAGAAAGCAUAUCGUAUCGGAAGUCAACAUUUUGCGAACACUUCAGCACGACAACGUAGUACGUUACGAAGAGCGCUAUGUCGAUACGGAAAAUGGUAUUCUCUACAUUGUGAUGGAGCUGUGUGAGGGCGGCGACUUGGGCACCGUGAUCAAGCGUUGCCGUCGCACCAAAACUCACCUUCCUGAGGAAAGUGUGUGGUCGUUUUUUGCGCAGAUGACGGCGGCUUUGGAGGCAUGUCAUUACCGAACUGUGGCACCAUCCAUGUCCGGUGCACCCCGCACAGUGCAAGCCAUAUUACACCGCGAUCUCAAGCCCGAGAACGUGUUUCUCGAUGCCGAUCAGAAUGUUAAACUGGGCGACUUUGGCCUCAGCAAGCAGAUGGCGGCGCAAGCUUUUGCUAACACAUACGUCGGAACGCCAUACUACAUGAGCCCCGAGCUAGCCACAGGUCAGCCAUACGACAUCAAGUCGGAUGUGUGGGCGCUAGGGUGUAUUGUGUAUGAGCUUUGUGCCCUGUGUCCACCGUUCGAUGCUUCAAAUCAAACUGAACUCACUCGAAAGAUCAAACAGGGAGCUGUGCCUGCCCUCCCACGGCCAUACUCUCGCGAUCUGCAGGAGGCCGUUAAUGCCAUGCUCCAACUUGACCACCGCCGACGUCCCACGACGCGGCAGCUGCUCCAGAUCCGCCAGAUCAAGAUGGCUUGCCGCACCCAUGAUAUUGCUGUCUUACACAAACAUGUUCGGGUUGAAAAGGAACGUCUGCACGCUCAAACACUUGCUCUCGAAAAGCGUGAAGCACUUUUGCAAGCGCGCGAGCAAAAAUUAGCGGUGCAGACGCAGGAAUUACAGGAGUGGUCUGACUAUCCCUCACGCUCUAAGGCUUUGGAUGAACGUGCUUUACUUCUCAACCAGCGUGAAUUGGAGCUGUGCCGUCGUGAAGAGUCUCUCCAGCAGUGGUCAGUGGAAAAAGGUCGUAUGCAAGAGACCAUUUCACAGUUGCGCCGCGAACUGGAAGAGAAAAACGCAUUGCAUGCUUCUCUAUCUUCCCAUGAUACCUCUCUUAAGCCAUCUCGUACAAGGCAGAGAAAAACGCUGAAAGGCGAAGAAAUACUUCGCGCACGUAUGGCGGAAGGUGCCGUGUCUCUUCCAAUGAAAGGCCGCCUCACGGACGACGAGUGGAUCGACGACGACGAGCCCGUACGCCACGCACCCACAAGUACCAUACCAAAUUUAGACCGCAUGCGACGUCUGGAAGCCGACAUGUCUGACUGCUCGAUGAAGGAUGCCUCGUGCAUGUGGCGCGAAGCAUUGCCGCUCCGAGCACGGACGGGCGAUACGCCCAAGCGCACUUCGAUGCCCAAUGCCGUUCACGAAGAGGAAGAAGAGCCAUCUAUGCCAACGUCUCGUACCAUGCCAAUGAACUUGAACUGCUUACCCCAAGAGCCACAGUGGCUCUUGAUGGACGAGGAAGAACGGCCCUCUCCCUUCCUCAAGCGUGUGAAUCGUAUUCCACUCGAAGCCCUCAAGUCGGACGUGAGCGACGUGGAUACGGGCGUUAAACUCGAGCCUGGUCCAUUUAAACCACCUUCUUCACGCACGAGUGCGGCGGCAUCAUACGAUCAGGAAAAUGUUCCAUGUCCCCGCACGCGUAUCAUGACAGAACACCGGCGUCGACGUUCGUCUCUCUUACGCCCCGCUGAUGCUCGACCAGCACAGACCAACAUUCCACGCCUCGAUUCGAUCCGUUCUCGCACACACGGCAUCCCGUCCAGUCCAUCCACACGCUCUCUGCGUCCCUUUUCUGCCGCUCAGCGUGCGCGGUAA